GAAGAAUUAAAGAUGGCAAAAAGUGAAGAUGGCAUACACAUCUUGCAGGGCCUCUUAGUCUUUGGGAAUGUGGUCAUUGGGUUGUGUGGCAUUGCCCUGACAGCAGAGUGCAUCUUCUUUGUCUCUGAUCCCCAUGGCCUCUACCCUCUGCUGGAAGCCACAGAGAAUGAUGACAUCUAUGCUGCUGCCUGGAUUGGCAUCUUCGUUGGCUUUGCCCUCGUUGCUCUGUCUAUCCUGGGCAUCAUUGGAGUCAUUAAAUGCAACAGGACCUUGCUGCUGGUGUACAUUAUCCUGAUGCUGAUCACUUAUGCCUUUGAAAUGGCUUCUUGCAUCACAGCAGCGACUCACCGAGACUUUCUCAACCCGAAUCUCUUCCUGAAGCAAAUGCUGGAGAGGUAUAAGAAGGCAGAGGCAGACAACAACAAUGACAAAUGGAUGACUGAGAGGGUCACGAAAACAUGGGAUAGACUCAUGCUUCAGGAGCGGUGCUGCGGGGUGCGGGGUCCCUCCGACUGGCAGCUGUUC
Messenger RNA from Merops nubicus (carmine bee-eater), 525 nucleotides. It is a transcript of the gene UPK1B, whose product is annotated as uroplakin 1B. Lineage: Eukaryota; Metazoa; Chordata; Aves; Coraciiformes; Meropidae. Gene Ontology annotation, cellular component: membrane. The annotation marks the transcript as partial. The transcript has 5 exons. The record is from RefSeq and is a predicted model, not a curated record.